Solanum tuberosum (potato) is the source of this 849-nucleotide messenger RNA. Its product is annotated as zinc finger BED domain-containing protein RICESLEEPER 2-like. NCBI's taxonomy places the organism in Eukaryota, Viridiplantae, Streptophyta, Magnoliopsida, Solanales, Solanaceae. Gene Ontology annotation, molecular function: protein dimerization activity. Bases 6 to 425 code for a protein of 139 amino acids. The transcript has 2 exons. The record is from RefSeq and is a predicted model, not a curated record.
GAUCAAUGAGAACGAAGCUAGAAUUUGUGAGGCAUAAAGUAGUUAGUGGAAGUUCAAGUAGUAAAUCAGAGUUGGGUAGAUAUCUUGCUGAAGAUGUUGAGCCAGAGACUGAUCAUUUUGAUAUAUUAAAGUGGUGGAAAUUUAAUGAGCCAAGAUUUCCUAUUCUUUCUGAGAUGGCUCGUGAUGUAUUAGCCAUUCCUAUUUCAAGUGUCGCAUCUGAAUGCGCAUUUAGCACAGGAGGUCGCAUUCUUGAUCCUUUUAGGAGUUCAUUGACUCCUAAACUAGUGCAAGCUCUUAUUUCUCUUCAAGAUUGGUAUAGAAGUGAACCAAUUCCAAUUAAUGUUGAGGAAGAUCUAGAAUAUCUUGAGCUACUUGAACUUGAUAUGGCUCAUAGUGGAAAUGAAUCUAGUAUUGUGGAUGUGUAGUUAUAACUAUCAAGCAGUAAGUAAAAUUUAAUUUAAAAUCUUUUUCUAUUAGCAUUCAACACUUGUUUUUCUCUUUUUUUCGUUGAGUUGAGUUUACUUUCUAUCAUAUAUCUAAAGAGUUCCAUUUUCUCUCAGGCAUAUUUAUAGUUUGUAUGUUAUUAUGGUGAACUGAUCGAGUUGGACUGCAGUGUUGUUGUUGGACUGCAAUGAAAUGCACACAAGGAAUGCCAACUUUCUUCUGAUAGAGUUGGACUGCAGUGUUGUUACUGAUUCUUAUUUUGUCUUGUUGGUUCUUGUUUUGACUACUAAUUAUUAUUUUGUAUUGCUGGACUGCUGGUUCUUGUUUUGUACUGUUAUUGAUGUCUAAUACUCUUGGUUUCUUAGCUUUUUGUUGCAAUCUUGAACUUGAAGUGCCACUUUGUAA